AUGCGACCAUGGUUAUCUUUUCAAUCUCAUGAACAUGCCAUACUAAAUUUGAAUCGCCUGUCUCAAUAUACUAAACCUAACAUCAGAAUAAUCACGGGAAAAUCCAGCGUCGACAAACCGAUUGAAUUUCCAAUGUUAAGUGACCAGCAAGAAUGUCGUACACAAAUAUUAAAAGCAACGACCGAUUCUGAUGUGGACAAACUAUCACUUCAAAGUUUCAUACAAUUUCUUUCACGCCGUUUUCAAUUUUUUCUCUUCCCUUAUUAUCAAUACAAUACUUCAAUACCAAACCUUGGCUCAAUUGUUAUUCGACAAAUGAUUGAAGAAGCCAAAAGCCUUGCGGAUAUUGAUUUCAAGAAUGAAAAUUUUCGCAAAGUCUACUUCGUGUAUGACCCAGGAUUUUCGUUGCAAUUACUGCAUCCAAACUGGAUGGCUGUGCCCGAACAAAUCAAGAAUCUAUUUAAAAAUAACGAUCCGCUGGAGAGGGACGUGUUUGUGGGAAAAGAUCGACAUGCAAUUUUACUGUCCUGGUUGCUCAAUGUUCCUGAAAAUCAUUUCAAUACCCUAUUAAUUCAAACAAAAUUUGUUCUAACAGAAAAUACAACGUACAAAUUGUUUCAUUUACACGAAAGGAAGCUAACUCGUACGCCGCUCAUCAUUGAAGGAGACACAGGCGUGGGUAAAACGUAUUUAUUACAUUUUUACUCGUUAUUACUAAAUACAAGGAUCUUGAUUGAUCGAGCUCUUGAUAUCGCUCCAUGUUUGCUGGAGAAAACAAGUUUAUGGUUGUUAACAACAAUUCUUCCCUUAAUUGGUCCUACAAUAUUCUAUAAAGUCGCUCAAACGUUCAGCUCUGAAGCCGAUGGAACAACAAAAUGUAUCACAGCUGAUGAUGACCAUAGUACCAGUACUGACAUUAGUCUGAAUGACAUAUAUCGAUACAAUAGUAUAGUUGAUGGGUUCAAUCUGAAAGCGGUAGAAGUGAAGGACGCAUUACAAGCCUUCCUAUAUACGGCUGACGAAUUACAAAAGUUGUGGGAGUGUAUUCUGCGAAUUACUGAGAAAGAAGAGUCUAACAUUCAAAAUGACACUGACGGAGUUUACUAUCUUCGUUUACCCACAAAAGAAGAUCGACAGCAACAAGGUGACUCAUCCGGUCCUACAAGGGAAGAUUUUGACAUUAAUAUUUCACGUAUUAUUCCAGAUUUUGGUCAGUCUGUACAAAAUGAACUGGAAACUUUUGUAACAACGGAAAAUUUCCUCUUUCCACCGGGUGUU
Molecule: messenger RNA, 1278 nt
Organism: Didymodactylos carnosus
Lineage: Eukaryota; Metazoa; Rotifera; Eurotatoria; Philodinida; Philodinidae
Source: the annotation of a GenBank genome assembly